Paraphaeosphaeria sporulosa is the source of this 1518-nucleotide messenger RNA. RefSeq lists its product as uncharacterized. The transcript is spliced from 4 exons. NCBI's taxonomy places the organism in Eukaryota, Fungi, Ascomycota, Dothideomycetes, Pleosporales, Didymosphaeriaceae. The record is from RefSeq and is a predicted model, not a curated record. The coding region runs from base 1 to 1518 and encodes 505 amino acids.
AUGCACGCGAUUGGGAGCCACCUUCAGUAUCGCAUGCUUCAAAUGGCACACUAUGGCCAGCCUACCAUCGACAUCGAGCUUGACGAAAGCCAGCAUGAGGCCAAUCGUGCAAUCUUCAGCUACUCCACCAUGGACACAAUCGAAGGAAAAGUGCACAUUACAGCACAGCAUGACACCCACUUUAGGGAAAUCGAGAUCGCAUUCACUGGCGCGGCACACGUAUUCGUAGAACGGCUGACGACCACACCUGCCAUGAGCGGACGAACAGAAGCAUCCCACAAGUUUCUCGCAUUGAAGAUGCCUCUCAACCCUGACGAUAUUCCUUCUCCACGUAUCCUGCGGGCAGGCCAGAAGUACACCUUCCCAUUCGUUUUUACCAUCCCGACUCAGCUCCUACCGAGAGCAUGCCCCCAUGCUGUUGCUUCAGACUACGUUCGCCAGACGCACCUUAUGCUUCCGCCGAGUAUGGGUGACGCCGAGCUGUCGGGAUUCGGUGGGAUCCUCCUCGACGACAUGGCGCCCGAAAUGGCGAAAAUCACAUAUGGAGUCAAAGCGCGAAUCCUGCAACUGCACGAAGAUAAGCUUGUAUUGUUGGCACAGAAGACGAGAAAGGUUCGCGUAAAGCCAGCCUUUGAAGAGCAGCCACCACUCAACACCGAUGGAAACAAGGAAUUCCGCCCAAGGCUCGAACGAAACAUCAAGAAGGGCUUGUUCAAAGGCAAGACCGGCACUCUCAUUGCUCAAGCCAGCCAACCGAAACCCCUCGUAAUUCCGGGAGCCCGGACCUUGGAUGCAGGACCAAUCGCAACGAGGGCAAAGGUUUACCUGCGUUUUGACCCCACAGACGAGAACAGCUUGCCUCCAAGGCUGGGUUCUCUCAAGACGAGCAUGAAAGCCUCAACUUUCUACGCUUCUAGCGCAAGGAACAACUUCCCCACACGAGAAACCCUCAUCUAUGACCACACCCAAGGAGCAUACACAGAUACGAUUUCCAUCUCGACCAUGUGCAUUGGCACAACCGCGCAAUGGGAAAAGCAACCCGCGUCCGCCAACCCACCGACCGAAGAAGAUAUUGAGCGCCGCGACUCUGGGAUAUCCGACUGCUCUGGCCUCUCUGCACCGUCGUACAAAUCUAACAUUCCAACUCCUUCUUCCAACUACAAGGGCGGUGCUUUCUACACGGCCUCUAUCGUGGUGCCCAUCACGAUGCCCUUGAAUAAGAACUUCCUCCCGACCUUCCACUCCUGCCUUAUCUCCCGCGUAUACGCUCUGAGCAUGAACCUUUCCGUGCACGCACCUGGACUCGGCGACCCAACCCUGGCGCUCAAGGUGCCCCUACAGGUGUGUGCGGAGGGCAGCGCAACAGGAAACGAGAACGCGAGGGUUCGAAGCGAGGAAGCUGCUGGGAUCCUGGCUGAAGCAGAUAGGGUACUUUCACCCAGGAGUUUCGCGCCGCCGACUGUGGACCUACCUCCGGAAUACGCCGCGUUGUCGUCAAGAGUCACUGUUGCAGGGUGA